Molecule: messenger RNA, 939 nt
Organism: Nicotiana tabacum (common tobacco)
Lineage: Eukaryota; Viridiplantae; Streptophyta; Magnoliopsida; Solanales; Solanaceae
Source: RefSeq, a predicted model, not a curated record
CUUGGAAAACUCUGUAACCUGCAGUCUUAUCAACCUGGCUAUACUGCUCCACCACCGCCUUCUCCUUCUGAAGAUAUUGCCAUCGACAUCAGUGGGGGCUGGACAGUGGCUGGUACUCAGCUUGACUUGCAUGAUCCGCGGCUUCUUGCGAUGGCAGCUGCAGAGCGCCAUCUCUUGGAGGCUGACUAUGACGAGUAUGCUGAUUCAAGUGCUAGUGGAGCUGCAUUUUGUCGUUCUGCUGCUUUAAUUUUAAUGGCCCUUCUAUUAUUGAGGCAUGCUGUGACCAUCGGAAAUGAUGAUGGAGAUGACGGUGAUGUCUCCACCUUUUUCUCUCUUUUCUUGCUCCGUGCUGCUGGUUUUCUUCUACCUUGCUACAUCAUGGCUUGGGCUAUCAGUAUCAUGCAGCGUCGAAGGCAAAGACAGGAGGCAACAGCACUUGCGGCAACAGAAGUUGCUUUCAUGCUGCAGGCAGGGCAACAUAGGGGCUUGCAUGUAACAAUAGCACCAGGACCUGCACAGUUAGCUGAACCUUCAGCAACACCAGCACACCCAACUACUCAUGUUGCAACACCAACCGCCCAGGCGACAUCCCCUCCUCCAGAGAUGGUAUAAAUGGCUUUGCUCAGUUUGCUUGUUAUAAAAUAGUUGCCGAUAGGGGCAUUUUACUGUUGGUAAGUUGCACAAGAUGGGGAUGAGUAGAAGGGUAGAGGAGUAUUCUUUUCCCUUUUUGCUUUUUCGAUUUAUUAGCUGUAUCUUUGCAUUGCCAAAUUUGGAGUGCAGAGGCUGAAACUUUUUCCAUUUGUUCAAUUUUUCAUUAAUGCUUGAACAUGUAAAAAUAUAAUAGCGAACUUAGCUGCUUUCAAUGUGGAGAUACCAUAUCUUCACAUCGUGUACAUUGUUUAUAUAUUACCAUUAUGGUUUACUCUUCCUCCCGCUUAA